Messenger RNA from Tremella mesenterica DSM 1558, 3105 nucleotides. RefSeq lists its product as uncharacterized. Bases 1 to 3105 code for a protein of 1034 amino acids. The record is from RefSeq and is a predicted model, not a curated record. Gene Ontology annotation, molecular function: tRNA methyltransferase activity; protein kinase activity; ATP binding. The transcript is spliced from 8 exons. Gene Ontology annotation, cellular component: cytoplasm. NCBI's taxonomy places the organism in Eukaryota, Fungi, Basidiomycota, Tremellomycetes, Tremellales, Tremellaceae. Gene Ontology annotation, biological process: protein phosphorylation; cytoplasmic translation; tRNA methylation.
AUGCCAUCGUCUAAAACAUCAAUCGACAAGCGCGACGUUUAUUACCGCAAAGGCAAAUCACUAGGUUAUCGCGCUAGGUCGGCGUGGAAGUUGUUACACUUGGACGAAGAGUUUGACCUCUUUCGGGGAGUGAACACUGCUGUAGAUCUAUGUGCUGCUCCAGGAUCCUGGAGUCAAGUCCUAGGUCAAAAGCUCAGACCGGGUACUGAGUCGGGAAAGAAGGUCGUCUGUAUAGAUUUACAACCUAUGGCUCCAUUGCCAAAUAUAACCCUUCUUCAAACAGACAUCACUCUUCCCUCAACCAUCCCCUUAGUUAUACGCGCUCUGGGGGGACGUCAAGCAGAUCUUGUUGUUUGUGAUGGCGCGCCAGACGUCACAGGUGUUCACGAUCUUGAUGCUUACCUUCAUAGUCAGCUUCUCUUAGCUGCAUUGACACUUUCCCUUACUCUUCUGGCACCUCAUUCUACCCUCAUCUUCAAGAUCUUUCUUUCCCCACUCGAUCCACAAGGAGCCAUGCUGCGUUCUCAACUCCAGCCCUUUUUCCCCGGUUCUCCCACCGAUCAAUUCUACGACGAGUUCGAUGACCAAUCCACCGUAGCAGAAGACCUGAUUCCUAUGGAGAACGUCGCAUCACAAACUAUCGACGACAAGCCUGGCGAACCGUCCUCUCCAAAGGCAGGCUUUGACCUUCUAGGCCGUCGAGGUGGAGUUUGGGUCCGCAAACCUCGGAGCAGCAGAAAAGGUUCAGGAGAGGCUUUCUUGGUUUGCAGAAACUUUGACCGAUCCCGAGUCCCCUUGCCAGCGACUUUCUCCGAAGAAGCGCUGGACAGCCUUGCGCAGCAACAAGGAGGUACAUUGACUUUGGAAUCCUUGUCCUCACUCGGAGGGCCGCAGCGGACGUCAAAAGAGUGGGAACUGAUCAAAGCAUAUGUAGGGAGCGGUAAUCUUGAUUGCAUGUUCGGGAAUCCGACUCUGUUGACACCCUUGACUUUUACAAUGACCCCAGAAAUCCCCGUGUUCAAUGGUGUUAUCUCCAUUUCUUCGCCACCCUCCGUUCAUAUACGUUUACCGAACUCGGGACAUCCCCCACCUCCUCGUCUUCACCUCCCUGAUCCCAGUCCUGCACGCCGAGCCAUCGGCUUACCUUCGCCCACUUCUCGACAAUCAUCCCUCGACUCCUUGUCUCCCACAACGGCCUCUCCAUCUCCUCUCACCUCGUUUCAUCAACGACCAUGGGAUCGUUCCUGCUCUCCUCUACCAUCGCCUGGGAUCUCCUACUCUGGCCCAUCCGAGGGAAUGCUCGCCGUCCCCCCGCCCAUUCCCGAAAGUUCACUGGCUGAAGAGGAUCCAAGAGACGCUGGUGUUUGGGCAGACGGAGCGGUCUCACCUUCUCUCAGUACCAACAGCAAAACGGACUCAUUCUUUUCCAAAGCGAAGGUCGAACCCUUGCCCGAACCUCCAAAACCACUCGCUUCUAUUGUAUUAGGCAAGGGCUUGCCCGGUCAGGUACAAGAACGACAUCGUGCUGUUAGUUCACCAGCUCCGGUGCAACUUCAUCCUCCUGUUCCUUUCCCCGGCUCGACUUCCAUCCCUAAUGAUGUUAAUUCGAUCGCAGCUAAUAACUCUUCGUUACAACCAAUUUCUCGACACGUCUCAACUCCACUUGAGCCCCCGUAUUUCCACUCGAGAAGGUUCACAGGAACGUCCAUCCCAUCUGAGAGACUUGCCACCCUUCCUUCUGAACCUAGUGUCUCCCCUUCAGCCCGUCAUACACCUUUACAAACCCACACUAGACGUGGUUCACAUUUCGAAAGAGAACAUGCCGAAGCGGAGCUUGAUGUCACCCUAUCCUCUGGUCAAAUCCUCACUCCAUCUUUCACCUCCCCUACCUCUCCGUCCAAUCAUCACGACACAUCUUCCUUGUCUUCUCCUCCAUAUUUCGAUGUCACAUUGAAGAGCUUGACAAAUCAGACUCAAGGAAUUUGGAGAUUAGAAUCUCCCCUUGGACAAGGAGCCUUCUCCACCGUCUGGUCGGCGACCCGUCUUCCUACGGACGAGCACAAAAUUGGAACGGUAGCUAUUAAAAUGAUGGACAAACGACUCUGUCUUUCUAACGCUCGAACACGUAUUGCUUUCCUUCGCGAGGUGGAAGUACUGCGUCACAUCUCUCAUCCUAAUAUUGUCGGAUAUCUGGAUUCAUUCUCUACCAAAACCCAUCAUUGUCUGGUGCUUGAAAGAAUGGGUGGAGGGGAGCUGUUUGAUCUGGUCAGUGAUGAGACAAAGAGGAUGAGGAUGAUGUUACCUGGUCCUAAGGGUGAUAAUGGAGAAGAGGGUGAUGAUGGGGAUGGGUUUCUGAAAAGAGUGUUUGGGGAAAUUUGUAAAGGUGUGGGGUGGUUGCAUGAGGUCGGGGUUGUACACCGGGAUCUGAAGUUGGAGAACAUUCUCCUCACUGUCAACCCUCUUCUUCUUCCUCCAACAAUUACCAACUCCAUCCCUCUCCAUCUCCUCCCUCGUCCACUUAUCAAAAUCACCGAUUUCGGUCUCGCGCGAUUCAUCGAUCCCACCUCUCCUCUCCUCGAAACACGUUGCGGAUCCGAAUCUUUCGCAGCACCAGAAAUCAUCAUGGGAAGACCGUACGACGGUCGUCUUACUGAUGCUUGGGCUCUAGGUGUUAUCCUCUUCGCGCUGAUGACGGGAGAAUUACCAUUCGAUCCUCCUCCUUCGUCAGGCCAAGAAGGUCGUUGGGGUGAAAGAGAAGAACGUAAGAGACGUAUGAUGAGGAUCGCAAAAGCUGAAUAUACCUUACCCCGGAAUGUUAGCGUAGGUUCGAAGAGAGUCAUCGAGAGGUUAUUAGUAAGAGAUCCCGGGAAGAGAAGUUGGGUGAAAGAUAUAUGGCAAGAAGAAUGGAUGAGUGUUGGAGAUGGGAAUGGUGGAAUUGAGUCUCAAUGGCAGGAGGGAGACGAAGGGGGGGAUAGGGAAGGAGGUUUGGUUGAUGGUUUGACUGGAAGAGAUGGGUUUAUGGGAAGAGGAGCAAGGAAGGUUAUGGAAGGGUUUUUGGUUGAUGGGGAUGGGAUUGACGAGGUAGCAAGAUCAGAGGAGUCAUAG